Molecule: messenger RNA, 4830 nt
Organism: Colossoma macropomum (tambaqui)
Lineage: Eukaryota; Metazoa; Chordata; Actinopteri; Characiformes; Serrasalmidae
Gene: nrm
Product: nurim
Exons: 4
Coding region: 35-871 (278 amino acids)
Cellular component (GO): nuclear membrane
Source: RefSeq, a predicted model, not a curated record
AAGCCGCUGAUGGAUUUCAAAUAUAAACACGACCAUGGAGUGGACGAGCGUCCGUCCUGCGCUCCUCUGCGCUGUAGCUUUAAUAAACUUUGUUUUCGUCUUCGGCACCGGAGCGGAUUUCGUUCGCUUCGUUUCCUUCCGCGCUAUUUACCACAACAUAACCGGCGGAGCGCCGCUUUGCAGAGAUGCAGUGCCGUGGUCCGUUGCUCUGCGGGACAGUGAAGUUUUAAGGGCUCUUGGUGUGGAUUUGGCCCUCUUGGCCCUUUUCAGUGUCCAGCACAGCCUGUUGGCCUGGGCUCCGGUUAAGAAAGCCUGCCAGUCUGCUCUGGGGGUCCUAAACCGGGCGAUGUACUGCUCCACCACAGCCCUCGCACUGCAGGUGCUGAUGCGUUGGUGGCAGCCGGUGACCAGCGCCCCUUGCCUGUGGUCAGUGCGCAGUGCACCCUGGGAUAUCUGGUUCCCCCUCAUCUGCUUCGUAGUUCACUUCCUGUGCUGGGCCAUAAUCUGCAGCAUCCUGCUGAUAUUCGACUAUCCAGAGCUGCUGGGACUCAAGCAGGUAUAUUAUGAAUGUCUGGGGCUCGGUGACCCGCUCUCUCUGAAGUCCCCCCGUGCUCAGCGUCUUUAUGCCCACCUGCGUCACCCGGUGUGUGUGGAGCUGCUGCUGGUGCUCUGGCUGCUGCCCACGCUGCCGCUGGACAGGUGUGUUCUGGCUGCAUACCUGUCAUUCUACCUGGCUCUGGCACACUCUCUGGACGCUCAGGACUGCGCCUACCUCAGCACGCAGCUCCACAGCAAGCUGCAGCUCUUCUCCACUCCACAGGGGGGCGCCGAUCAAGUCAACAGCAACAACACCGAGCAAAAGCAGGACUGAACUCAGCUGACCUUCCAAACGUCUUACCAACUGAGCGGAACAAAACCCAGUUCUGCUUUUUCUCUGGGUUUUGCCUGCAUAUUUUUACUUCUAUUUUCAUUUUUUAAAAGUAUGUUGUGAUUCUUAUUAGUCACACUAAACUCCCAUCAGAAGUAUUUGGUUUAUUUUUAACUGUUGGUCUCAUUAAGAGAAGCAGAAGUAUUUCUGCUCUUCUGAGUGUGGAAUAGAGAUCAAACGUCAACUGCACAGAUGAAAGGUCAUGAGGUCUAACUCACCAAUAACUAAUAAAAAAUGAACUACAAGCAUCACAGACAGUAUUACUAGAGUCACAAGAUGCAUUUUACUGUACUCAGUUGCAGUCCUGCUGCUGGUUUUAAUGUUUUCUCGUCUCUAACACGUCAGCUUAUCUCGAAGAGCUACAGUCAUAUGCAAAAGUAUGUGCGCCCCUGGUCAAAAUGCAUGAUUAUUGUUGAUUUUUCAAGUGAAAAUAAGUUACAUUAAAAUCAGCUAAUAAAAGAAAACAAGCACUAAAAUGAGCAGAAAAUUACAUAUUAAGUUCCCUGUAGAGAAUGUGUUAGCUUGUUUUCACUUAAAAAACAAAAACAUCUCAUUUUACCAGGGGUGUCUAAACAUUUGCAUAUGACCGUGUGUUAGGUACAUUAGAGACAGAAAGCACAAAAUAAGUAGAUCAUGUGUUCUCCACAACUGAAACUGAGAACCAGUAAUAUAUUUUUGGUAACGCUUUCCUAAAGGGCAGCUUUCAUAAGGCUACGUAAGCCUUUCAUGGCAACUGCCAUAAACACACAUAAACAACUGUGAAGGCUUAUUCUAACAAGCAUCUGUUGUUAUAAAAGCUGCUUUUGUCAAUUUUGCUGUUAUUUUCCCCAGAGUUGAUCCCUAUUGGAGCUGGUUUAGUUUUAUAUUGGGAGGUUCUGUAAUUUGAGUGAUUUAAUCUAGUAUGAAUUUGCAGUGUCUGUAGUUUGCCAAGUAACUUUUCCUCAGUGAAUUAUCUCCUGUAAUUGGCCGAACUCCCUCAGUAAUAGUAGUCCUGUAAGAAUUGACAUCACAGCAAUGUAAUAACAAAACUGGGUGAUAAAAAUGCUGUCUCCAUUUGACCCAAUUCAUUAAUCCUCAAAUUCGUGACUAGAAUACUGAAAUUUGCAACAUUAUUGGUGAUGGCCUGAAGAGUCCAAACCCGUCACAAAACCAGGGAGCAGCCAUACGUCUUGAGAACUGAAGUCUAUUUCAUGUGUGCAGGUGCCAGACACCUAGCCAGCCUGUAAAACAGUGGACUGACACAGUUUUAUAGGUUGGACUGAUGCCAAGAUUAUGCCCAGCCCAUGCAUGACAAGUGACAGGUGUAAUGUAGGGAUAAACAAAAAUAAGCAGAACAGAAUGUUCUAAAUACAAUCACAGCACAUACACGCACAAUGCUGAAUAUAAUAAUACAUAAUACUAAACUAAACGCAUUACACAGCAGUAGAUUCCCUCAGGCCGAAUUACAAGCAGAAGAAAAAAUUAAAUAUCUCCAAAGCGUCUCUCACAAGGCAGUGCAUUUCUGAGAUGUUGGGCUGCAUUUGGAAAAAUGAAUGAACCCACUUUACUAGUCUAAUGGUCGUCCAUUUAGUCGCACAACAUGUUGCUAUUGUUUGGAAUUGUGGCGCCUGUCACAUAAUGCUGACAUAAACGUCCGCAUGAUGAUGUUUCGAUCGGGGCUUUUUGCGGUAAUUUGGAGAAAUUACACAGCUGCUUUAUCCCAAACAAAUCAGCCAGUCAAAUUAAACACAACCCCCAUUACCAGACCUGCUUUUAAACUAAAGCAGCUCCUGUAGAGCUCAAGUGUUAUAACAAUUGUUGGAAUAAGCUUUUAUACCGGCCUAUAUAGGUUUAUGUCAGUUGUCGUGAAAGGCUUAUGUAGGUGUUAUGUAGCCUGAUGAAUGCUUCAGUAAAGUGCUAAAUUUUUUUUCUCUGCUUGUUGUUAGGCUGUAAAGGCCACCUACAUUUAUAACACAGGCUUACAUACUGAAUAAAGUUAUAUAGCACAAUGCAAUAUUAAUGAUAUAAUAAUAAUAAUGUAAUUAUAUUAACCUAAUAGUUAAGAAAUGGUAACUUGAGUAUUUAUGAACAGCUUAUAAAACAAAAAAGAAAUGACAUUAUAAAGCAUUAUUCCCAAGUAAUGGAGCUUAUAAGGCUGAAGCGUAGUUUAAACACCAUAUCAGAUCUACAUAUUUCUGCUUAAAUACAAAAUAACAAUUUCUGUAACUGAUUUUAUCCUUGCAGCCACACGGGUCUAAUUGUUCACUGAAAUAAUAAUACAGUAACUGUAAUAACUCCAUUACUUAGAAAUGAUGCUUUGUAACAGUGUUAUAAAUGGAGUAAAUAUGUCACUUUAGUUCAAUGUCAGUACAAUUUCAUUGAUCUCUUAAAAUUUAUUUCAUCUUGGGAAGACUGACAAACUGUUCAUAAAUAUUCAAUUAUUGCUUUAUGAAUAUGCUAUUAAAUCCUUAUUCAUGUAUUAUAAAGUCACUUCAAAUAAAGUGUUACCGUAUUUUGUGCCUUUAUGCAGUUUCCAAGCUGCUUUUUAAGAUAACAUUAAGGUUUUAAGAUCACAUUAAGAUCAGUGUUAUUGGUAUUGCUAUUGGUUGGUGUUUUUUAUACAUGAGUUCUUUCUUAAAAUAAUGUAGCAUCAUUCAAAUACAGCAAAAACGUGCUUUUAUCGUGUGAUAAUUCAGAGAUUUACUCAGCAGUAUAUCCAUACUGAGUGUUAGUUUGCUGUGGGCUGCACAGGUUUUCAGAAGAGGGGUGCAAAGGUGUAUUCAGAGUUAAAGGUAAUAACUAGUGAUGGUGUACAUAUGGACACAGGGCCACUUAAGUUGCUUGACUCCUUACGUUUUAUAUACUUUGCAGUAUUUUUCAUAAAACGAAGAAAAAAAAUACUACAAUAAUUUGUAUAAACCAGGGAUGGACAAUGUGACAAUAAUUAGCAUUACUGUGAUAAAUUAUAUCACAAUAUGUCACAAUAUGCUUUUCUAAGCAUAUUGUAGAUAUUGUCAGUAAGUUUGAUAACAAAAAUGCAUAAUGGUCCUGUUUAAUUCAAUUUUGUGGGUGCAAUUCAUUCUUCUCAGUUUUGAAAGUAUUUUCUGAAUUUGGCUUUUUUUUUAACUUGCCAGAUGUAAGAAAAAUCAUAUUGUGACAGAAAGUGUAUCGUGAAAUUUUCCUGAGGUAUCAUGAUACUAUGUUUUUGCCAUAUUGCCCAGGUCUAGUACAAAGUAAGGCAUUUACAGGGGUAAAAAUAAGCACUGUCUUCACUGCCACUGUGUUUGUGCUUAUUGGAGUAGGAACUGCUUUAUAUUCUUCAUAUCUAUGUAGUAUGACUACUGUUCUGCUGAAAAGUGAUAUUUUUGAUGUGAUUGAUGCCAGAGAAGUUUUGUACCUAAAAAUCCAACACAGUAUGUUUAAAAACAUCAGUUUUAACUAAUUCUAAAACAGCCAGUUCAGAAUGUAAAGAGGACAUUAGCAAAGUUGAAAUGCAGUGCCCUCGCUUGAGCUCUUUUCUAUCCAUGGAAUUUUCUUUAUUAUUCAUAAAUAUUUAAAGAACAAAGGAUUUUGAUAUAUAUGGGGUUGAAUUGUUGAUGAUUCUGGUUGUCUUGAAUGUAUAUUUUACAUUUACAUGCACUGAAAAUGUGAUGCAUUGAGGCUGCUUGAUUGAGAUGUGUGUAUAAUUUACACACAAAUAAGCUAUAAUACAUCAACACAAUUUUGGUUUAAAUUUGGCAAUAGCUGUAUAGAUGUGACACAUUGUCAUAUGGAAAAAAUUUAACACAUCUAUUCAAGUGAGAUGUUUUGUUGAUUUUCUAAACAAAAAGUAAUACAUCCUCUACAAAAAGCUUAAAUCUGAAAAAAAAAUUUUGCACAUUUUAGUGCACUUUUUAUAUAUUUGAUGAGUUCAGCUUAGUGGA